Oncorhynchus mykiss (rainbow trout) is the source of this 2487-nucleotide messenger RNA. The record is from RefSeq and is a predicted model, not a curated record. Lineage: Eukaryota; Metazoa; Chordata; Actinopteri; Salmoniformes; Salmonidae.
UGUCGCUACGAUAUGUUAUGAUAACCUAAUUUGCCUGGAAAUUAUUUUUAUGAGGUUAGCAUACAAAAUCCACAAAAUAAAUCUCUCUCUAUCACUCCCUCUCACUCUCUCUCUCUCUUUCUUUGUUUCUCUCUGUUUGCUGAAUGUGACUUUCAACAACAUGUCUGCCAAUGCAGCUGCUGAUGAGAAAGGCUGAUUUGUAAAUGCUCUCUCUGCCAGGAUACGGGUGCGUUGUCAAGUUGACUGAAUCAAAACACAACAUCCCAACAUCUCAGAGCACAUCUCCCCUGUUCUCCUCCUUUAAACCCUUGAGAUGUUCUGUUCCAGCUGAAAUAUCCUCUCAGAGUCUACAUCUACACUCCUACUCCACCAGACAGCUGUUGUGUACUGACACAGUGUCCUGUUAGCAGGAAUGAGGUUGUCUGGACUUGUGUCUGUCGCAGGUGAUUUGUUGCAUGUCAGAUAUCAAAGGAUGUUGAAGUUAAUGCAGCAGGUGGAGUCAGAGCUGAAGUUAAUGCAGCAGGGGGAGUCAGAGCUGAAGUUAAAGCAGCAGAUGGAGUCAGAGCUGAAGUUAAUGCAGCAGGUGGGGUCAGAGCUGAAGUUAAUGCAGCAGAUGGAGUCAGAGCUGAAGUUAAUGCAGCAGAUGGAGUCAGAGCUGAAGUUAAUGCAGCAGGUGGGGUCAGAGCUGAAGUUAAAGCAGCAGGUGGAGUCAGAGCUGAAGUUAAAGCAGCAGGUGGAGUCAGAGCUGAAGUUAAUGCAGCAGGUGGAGUCAGAGCUGAAGUUAAUGCAGCAGAUGGAGUCAGAGCUGAAGUUAAUGCAGCAGAGGGAGUCAGAGCUGAAGUUAAUGCAGCAGGUGGAGUCAGAGCUGAAGUUAAUGCAGCAGAUGGAGUCAGAGCUGAAGUUAAUGCAGCAGAUGGAGUCAGAGCUGAAGUUAAAGCAGCAGGUGGAGUCAGAGCUGAAGUUAAUGCAGCAGGUGGAGUCAGAGCUGAAGUUAAUGCAGCAGAGGGAGUCAGAGCUGAAGUUAAAGCAGCAGAGGGAGUCAGAACUGAAGUUAAUGCAGCAGGUGGAGUCAGAGCUGAAGUUAAAGCUGCAGGUGGAGUCAGAGCUGAAGUUAAUGCAGCAGGUGGAGUCAGAGCUGAAGUUAAUGCAGCAGAGGGAGUCAGAGCUGAAGUUAAUGCAGCAGAGGGAGUCAGAGCUGAAGUUAAUGCAGCAGGUGGAGUCAGAGCUGAAGUUAAAGCUGCAGGUGGAGUCAGAGCUGAAGUUAAUGCAGCAGGUGGAGUCAGAGCUGAAGUUAAAGCUGCAGGUGGAGUCAGAGCUGAAGUUAAUGCAGCAGGUGGAGUCAGAGCUGAAGUUAAUGCAGCAGAGGGAGUCAGAGCUGAAGUUAAUGCAGCAGAGGGAGUCAGAGCUGAAGUUAAUGCAGCAGGUGGAGUCAGAGCUGAAGUUAAAGCUGCAGGUGGAGUCAGAGCUGAAGUUAAUGCAGCAGGGGGAGUCAGAGCUGAAGUUAAUGCUGCAGGUGGAGUCAGAGCUGAAGUUAAUGCAGCAGGUGGAGUCAGAGCUGAAGUUAAUGCAGCAGGUGGAGUCAGAGCUGAAGUUAAAGCUGCAGGUGGAGUCAGAGCUGAAGUUAAAGCAGCAGGUGGAGUCAGAGCUGAAGUUAAUGCAGCAGGUGGAGUCAGAGCUGAAGUUAAAGCAGCAGGUGGAGUCAGAGCUGAAGUUAAAGCAGCAGGUGGAGUCAGAGCUGAAGUUAAUGCAGCAGGUGGAGUCAGAGCUGAAGUUAAUGCAGCAGGGGGAGUCAGAGCUGAAGUUAAUGCAGCAGGUGGAGUCAGAGCUGAAGUUAAAGCAGCAGGUGGAGUCAGAGCUGAAGUUAAUGCAGCAGAGGGAGUCAGAACUGAAGUUUUGUGAUUUUGUACACAAAGAAUACAAAACAAACACAAUGAACUCAAACACUAGACACAAUGUAGCAUCAACUCAAACACUAGACACAAUGUAGUAUCAACUCAAACACUAGACACAAUGUAGCAUCAACUCAAACACUAGACACAAUGUAGCAUCAACUCAAACACUAGACACAAUGUAACAUGUACAGCUCAGAUAAGACAAACAAGAGGAAGAAUAGGAACGUGCUCUGCAUUACCCCAUGCUAGACUGACUGUCUGGCUAGUGUACUGUCCUCUCCUCUAACGUUACCUCACUGACAAUGUUGUGUGUAUACUCUUCAGAACUGUGUUCUAUGGUUGUCCCGGAGUAGCCUGAUACCUCCUGUAUUCUGUGGUUGUCCCGAGUAGCCUGAAACCUCCUGUAUUCUGUGGUUGUCCCGGAGUAGCCUGAUACCUCCUGUAUUCUGUGGUUGUCCCGGAGUAGCCUCAUACCUCCUGUAUUCUGUGGUUGUCCCGGAGUAGCCUCAUACCUCCUUCCACGGAGACAUGAUCCAUAGAUAGAAAUGUGUACAGUGAAAUGUUCAUGUUCUCUACCCAAUCUUUCCUUCUCUCC